This is a messenger RNA of Vicugna pacos (alpaca), 1785 nucleotides long. NCBI's taxonomy places the organism in Eukaryota, Metazoa, Chordata, Mammalia, Artiodactyla, Camelidae. The record is from RefSeq and is a predicted model, not a curated record.
GAAGGCUCCCUGUCCCUCCGCGUCACCUCGCGUCACCCCGCCCCGCCUGCUUCCCAGAGCCCUGCGCCCCGCCCCGCGCGCAGGCGCAGGGCCGCUUUUCGGGUCCGCCAUUUUUCAAGAUUUGAAUUUCCCCUGGCAAAGCGAGAGAAGCAAAAUACCCGGAUGGUGAUCGCUGGCCUUUUCGCGCCAAUACUAGCUGGGACGAUGGAGGCUCUUCUCGGGAUGGGUUUCCUUCUAACCGCACUCUUGAACCAUGCUCUCUUUGCAGCCACAAAGGAAAAAGGCAGAACAGUCCUCCCCUGGCGCCAACCAAUCAGCAGAGCCCCCGCCCUCCUCCCACCUGCCACCUCCACUCCGGGGCAAGGUCACAGCAUCUGAGUAGGUGAUCACGGGGACUUCUUCCUGCUGGCUCAGCUGGGAGACCGAGGAGUGUUUGGCAAAAACUGUUCAGCUGAAUUCGGAGAUAACUGUGGAGGCAGCUGCUCUUCUCACAGAGGCUUCUCGAUGCAGCCUGAGUCGGGCCGGGCCCUCUUCCACGUGGCCGUGGCCAGCUGCCUCUGCGCGGCCGCCAUCCACACCGGUGCUUUUGACGGCGUCUCCGUCCAGGUGGGCUUGGAGCACUAUGCUGAGGCACCCGUGGCCGGCCUCCCUGCCUUCCUAGCCAUGCCCUUCAACUCGCUCGUUAACUUGGCCUACAUGCUCCUGGGAGCGUACUGGCUGCAGAGAAAGCCCAGCGCCCCCGGGUGCCCUGCAGAGGUGCGGAGGGCUUGUUACCUGAAGGAUGUCUUCGCUGGCAUGGCCCUAGUCUAUGGCCCCGUCCAGUGGCUGCGCGUGGCAUCACAGACCCGGCCCGCCGCUGUGCUGGAUCAGUGGCUCACCCUGCCCAUCUUCGCGUGGCCGGUUGCCUGGUGCCUCUACCUGGACAGGGGCUGGAAGCCCUGGUUGUUCCUGGCUGUCGAGGGCCUCUCCCUGUGCAGUUACGGCCUUGCCCUUCUGCACCCCUGUGGGUUUGAGUUCACGCUGGGGGCACACAUCGCAGCUGCUGUGGGCCAGGCCCUGUGCACCCAGGGGCGCCGGGGCAGUCCUUCCUCAGGAAUGUACUUGGCUCUAGGCGUGCUCUCCUGCUUGGGCUUUGUGGUCCUCAAGCUGUAUGACCAUCAGCUCGCACAGUGGUGUCUCUUCCAGCGGCUCACAGGCCACUUCUGGUCCAAAGUCUGUGAUAUGCUCCAGUUCCACUUUGCCUUCUUGUUUCUGACCAAUGUAAACACUUGCCGAAGACACCCUACUGCAGGGAAGAUGCAUUAAUGUGUGGAAAUAAGCUGCUUACAGUCGCUGUCCCCUUCCCCCCGGCCCUGACGUCAAAAUGGACCAUCAGAUGACAUCCUGUUUUCAGUGUUAGAUUUCCUGGGUGGAAUAAGAUAGGAUGGUUACGUGGAAGGCUGGCCCUUCCUUUGAAGUUACGGGCUUAGAUAUUACGAAUAUGAAUAUCCAAUGUUAUGAAAAUUUAUGCUCUCUGCAACUUACUCUGAAAGAAUUAAACCCAAUAUCUAGGUGCUCGGGAUGCGGGGUUCACUGUGCUAUUCUUGUAGCUUUUCUAUAGUUUGAAAAUUUUUAAAAUAAAAUGUGAGGGGAAGUGACCCCCAGAAAUCCAUCAAACUGGCAGUUGUCCGCUCUGGGAUGUUAGCAUGGGCCGGUGACAAUGAGGCAGGGUAGCAUCUGGCCAGUGUGCCAGGCCAGGCAGUGGGGUUACUAGUGAGUGUCCCCAGACGUGCCUGGGUUCAGGGA